Colletotrichum karsti is the source of this 1593-nucleotide messenger RNA. Its product is annotated as monooxygenase FAD-binding protein. The record is from RefSeq and is a predicted model, not a curated record. Lineage: Eukaryota; Fungi; Ascomycota; Sordariomycetes; Glomerellales; Glomerellaceae. Gene Ontology annotation, molecular function: FAD binding. The transcript has a single exon. The coding region runs from base 1 to 1593 and encodes 530 amino acids.
AUGUCGUCAACAGACGUUCUUAUCAUCGGCGCCGGCCCGACAGGUCUGACCCUGGCCCUCGAGCUUUCCGUCCAAAACGUCCCGUUCCGAAUCAUCGACAAGCUCGACGCCCCAUCGGACAAGUCCCGUGCUCUGGCCGUGCAAUGCCGCACGCAAGAGCUUCUCAACCGUCACCCUACCGUCGCCAAGGAGAUGCUCGAGAACGGCGUCCAGGGCCCGGGUGUCAACAUCUACUGCAACAAGAAGUUUCUCAUCACGGGGACCUUCGACGACCUCGGCUUCAACGACACGCAGUUCCCUCUGCCGAUAUGGAUCCCGCAAGGCGACACCGAGGCGGCUCUCACACGGCAACUCGAGGCCUACGGUAGCAAGAUUGAGCGGGGCGUAACGGCGGAGAACGUUAACCAAGACGCCGGCUCUACCACUGUCACUCUUGUCAAGGAUGGCGUGGAGGAGCACCUUACGGCAAAGUACAUUGUUGGCUGUGAUGGCGCCCACAGCAUCGUACGCAAGAGCACCAGCCUGACCUUUGACGGCGCCCAGUACCCUCAAGAAUUCAUUCUGGCUGACGUCAAGAUCGCCGGCCCCUACGACGACGAGAGGGUAACCAUGUUUCUCGGCAGCCGCAUCAUGGUCAUCUUCCCUCUCAAGGACGGCGUCGUCCGCAUCGUGGGAGAACGAUCCGCGUACAGCAAACACUCCGGCGACCCGGAUGUGCAAGAAAUCCAGGAGUUCAUGGAAGAGAUGACGGGCCGAAAGUACGACGUCACCGACCCCAUCUGGCUCACCCACUUCCGCUGGAACUGCCGCGGCGUGAACAACUACCGCGACGGAAGGCUCUUCGUGGCCGGCGACGCCGCACAUAUUCACUCCCCGGCCGGAGGCCAGGGCAUGAACACGGGCAUCCAGGACGCCAUCAACCUGGGCUGGAAGAUGGCCGCCGUGCUGCGCGGGGAGAAGGACGACUCCUUCCUGGACACGUAUCAAGAGGAGAGACACCCGGUCGGCGAGCACAUUCUCCACGGAACCGACCGGAUGUUCAACGUCGUCGCAUCGCAGAACUUCAUCUUCACCUACAUCCGCAACGCACUGAUGCCGUGGAUCGUGCCCUACGUCUGGGGCGACAAGGCGCGACGUCUGCGCGUAUUCACCUUCAUCUCGCAGAUGGCCAUCAAGUACCGCCGCAGCUCGAUCGUGCGCACCGCUACCGGCUUCGAGGGUCCCGUCAAGGGCGGUUGGCGAGCCCCGGAUGGCGAGCUGCAGGACGAGAGGGGCGAGAAAGGAAAGUGGCUGCUAGACUUGACCAGCAACAAGGAGCACACCAUGGUGUUGUUCUCCGGCAUGAUGGGCGACGAAGAGGAAUUGAAGCAGGCCGAGGAGAAGAUUCUGGCGGACAAGCGAUACAGGGAGCGCGGGGUUGUCAAGAUUUUCGGCGGGCAGACGAUCGGCAGCGGGGGAUUCAGGGACAAGGACGGCACGCUCCACAGGCGGUACGGCUUCGAAAAGGGGGCGGGCCUGGUGGUCGUCAGACCGGACGGGUACGUGAGCUUUAUCGGGCCGGCGGAGUCUGUGGAGGAGUUUCUCUCAACCUGA